UGCCAGUAAAUCCGGCUAUAAGGAUCCUUGGACUUCUUGCUUGACCCGUCCAGUGCUCCGGUUCCUUGUCAAAACUACUCUCUUUCUCUCUCGACCUCCGAUUGCGACACCGCGAUGGUGAUCUUCACGUCGGAACUCCUCCGGCCGGUUAAGGCUUCCGACCGCCUCGACGAGGAUGCGCUGAUUCGUUACGCCAUCUCCAACGUGGAUGGCUUUCCCCAAUCUCCGGCUAGGUUUAGCGUCUCUCAGUUUGGCCACGGUCAGUCCAAUCCUACUUAUUGUUUGGAGGUUGGCUCAUUGGACGGGGCCGUCCAGCGCUACGUACUGCGGAAGAAGCCUCCUGGGAUACUCCUCGAUUCCGCCCACGCCGUCGAGAGGGAAUACCAGAUUCUGAAGGCUUUAGGAGUCAACACAGAUGUUUCAGUUCCAAAAGUCUUUUGUUUGUGCACUGAUGAAAACAUAAUUGGAACAUCUUUCUACAUUAUGGAGUAUCUGGAAGGGCGAAUUUUCUUGGAUACCAAGUUGCCUGGACUGAGUCCAGAUAGGAGGAGGCUUAUUUAUGAAGCAACUGCAAAAACUCUAGCUUCUUUGCACAAAGUUGAUGUGGAUGCUAUUGGCUUGCAAAAGUUUGGAAGGCGAGAAAACUACUGUAGGAGGCAGGUAGAAAGAUGGGCAAAGCAAUAUCUGUCUUCUACUGGUCAAGGGAAACCUGAACGGAAUCCAAAAAUGUUAGAUCUGAUCGUUUGGCUCAGAAAAAAUAUCCCAGCUGAAGAUUCUUUGGGUCCAUCAGGCACUGGGAUUGUACAUGGGGACUAUCGAAUCGAUAAUCUUGUUUUUCAUCCUAUCAAGGAUCAAGUAAUUGGCAUUCUUGACUGGGAACUAUCAACUUUAGGGAAUCAAAUGUGCGAUGUUGCACACAGUGCCAUGCAUUAUAUUCUUGAUUUUGCUGAACUUGGCGAACACAAAUCAUAUGAAGGACUGGAGACUAGCGGUAUUCCAGAAGGUAUUCCGUCCCUGGUAGAAUACCUGGCAUUAUAUUGUUCUGCAGCUGGAAGGCCUUGGCCUGUUCGUGAAUGGAAAUUCUAUAUUGCCUUUUCUUUGUUCCGUGGCGCAUCAAUUUUUGCAGGUGUAUACCAUAGGUGGAUUCAGGGUAAUGCUUCAGGUGGUGAGCGAGCUCAGAAUUCUGGAAAGCUAGUCAAUGUCUUAAUUGAUGCUGCAUUGGAAUUUAUUAAUCGAGAAUCUGUUCUUCCUGAUAUCUCUUCUUGCGGAAUUGUGAAUCCCAGCGUAGCUGUGUCAUUAGAAGAUGAGAAUCAACAUUCCAUGAUGGUGCAAGGACUACUUAUGCCCACUCAAAAGGUUUUGAACCUCAGGAAGAAGUUAUUGAAGUUUUUGCAAGAACAGAUAUACCCGAGGGAAAGUGAGUUUUACAGUAUGGCACAGUCAAGUAGCCGUUGGACGAUUCAUCCAGAAGAAGAAAAGCUAAAAUGGUUAGCCAAACAGGAAGGCCUUUGGAACUUAUGGAUUCCAGCUGACAGUGCUGCUAGAGCAAGAAAAAUACUUGAAGGAGAAGGGCACGUUUCUGGUGGAGUUUGGACUAACAACUUACUAGGUGCUGGGCUUUCCAACCUUGAGUAUGGAUAUCUGUGUGAGAUUAUGGGCCGUUCGAUUUGGGCACCACAGAUUUUCAACUGCGGUGCACCAGACACAGGAAAUAUGGAGGUUUUGUUGAGGUAUGGCAACAAGGAGCAACUAAAAGAAUGGCUGAUUCCCUUGCUAGAAGGAAACAUUCGAUCCGGAUUUGCAAUGACUGAGCCACAAGUUGCAUCUUCUGAUGCAACCAACAUUGAAUGCUCAAUAACUAGGGAAGGCGACUUCUACAUCAUAAAUGGAAAGAAGUGGUGGACAAGUGGAGCAAUGGAUCCUAGAUGCAAAGUCCUCAUAGUGAUGGGAAAAACGGAUUUUUCUGCUGCUUUGCAUAAGCAGCAAUCAAUGAUCUUAGUGGAUGUCAAUACUCCUGGGGUGUGCAUAAAAAGACCCUUGCUCGUUUUUGGUUUUGAUGAUGCACCUCAUGGCCAUGCUGAAAUAGUUUUUGAAAACGUCCGUGUACCUGUGAAGAAUAUUCUUCUGGGGGAAGGCCGGGGAUUUGAGAUUGCCCAAGGUAGACUUGGACCAGGCAGAUUACAUCAUUGCAUGAGACUUGUAGGAGCUGCAGAACGUGGUAUGCAGAUGGCAGUUGAAAGAGCACUCAAGAGGAGAGUCUUUGGAAAGUUAAUAGCUGAACAGGGAUCAUUUUUAUCAGACCUUGCCAAGUGUCGCAUUGAAUUGGAGAAAGCAAGGCUGCUUGUUCUCGGAGCUGCUGAUCAUCUUGAUCGUUUUGGGAACAAGGAAGCUCGAAAAAUAAUUGCUAUGGCCAAGGUAUCAACGCCAAAUAUGGCAUUGAAGGUGCUUGACUUUGCGAUCCAAGUUCAUGGAGCUGCUGGUGUAUCGUCAGAAACUGUUCUGGCACAUUUAUGGGCUGCUGCUCGCACUCUGCGGAUUGCUGAUGGUCCCGAUGAAGUUCAUCUAGGAACCAUAGGCAAGUUAGAGCUUAAAAGAGCCAAGCUUUAGAGUGUUCGGUACGUGUUAACUCUGGCAAAAACAAGAUCAAACAAGAAUAAAGCACACCAAACUGAUACCAGCUCAGGGAUGAUCUGGAGUCUAGAGCUUGUAUUGCUAUUUAACACUUUGCAAUUGGUAGUUGGAUAUCAGUAAUUCAAAGUGACUACUUGGAAAUAGACAUAGUUGGUUAAAUUUGUUGGUAUGUUGAUUAAUUCGAUUUUCUUUUGUUUUC
This is a messenger RNA of Zingiber officinale, 2830 nucleotides long. Its product is annotated as probable acyl-CoA dehydrogenase IBR3. Gene Ontology annotation, molecular function: flavin adenine dinucleotide binding; oxidoreductase activity, acting on the CH-CH group of donors. NCBI's taxonomy places the organism in Eukaryota, Viridiplantae, Streptophyta, Magnoliopsida, Zingiberales, Zingiberaceae. The record is from RefSeq and is a predicted model, not a curated record. The transcript has 16 exons. The coding region runs from base 115 to 2607 and encodes 830 amino acids.